Molecule: messenger RNA, 210 nt
Organism: Paracoccidioides brasiliensis Pb18
Exons: 1
Coding region: 1-210 (69 amino acids)
Source: RefSeq, a predicted model, not a curated record
AUGGAUCAUCCACGGCAUUAUUGUCGGCUGAAGCAGAGACAGAAACAGCAGAAACAGCAGCAUCAGCAUCAGCAUCAGCAUCAGCAUUGGAUGCCCCCAGUUAGGAUUUUGCGGCGGGACGCCCUAUUCGUACCUAUCACAGUGAGGCGAAAACUGGCCCAACUCAGCUUUGCGGCGGGAUGGACAACAACGGGAUAUCAUCAUCGCUGA